Eriocheir sinensis (Chinese mitten crab) is the source of this 2330-nucleotide messenger RNA. Its product is annotated as trichohyalin-like. The transcript has 3 exons. The record is from RefSeq and is a predicted model, not a curated record. Lineage: Eukaryota; Metazoa; Arthropoda; Malacostraca; Decapoda; Varunidae. Bases 56 to 1243 code for a protein of 395 amino acids.
CGGACAGAGGCGAGGAAGGACGACGCAGUGUUGGUCGGUUCCUGGCGCCACCACCAUGGGCCACGUGGCUGUGAUGGUGGCGGUGGCGGUGGCAGUAGCAGCAGCGACGACGACGAAGGGAGUGGUGGAGAGCGAGGAGGCGCAGAUGCAAACCACAGGCCCACAGAACGCAUCCAGAGACCCAACGGACACUCACUCCAAAACAAUCUCACGCCCAAAACAACCCACAGAGCACUUAACACAUCUCAAAACAAGCUCAACCCACACACAGCCCACAGAACUGCAUCCCGCACCGCCCCGAACAGACCUACACAGCCCACAGCCCACAAAACAGCAUCCCGCACAGCCGAGAACAGACUCACAUCACAGCCAUCCCAUGAAGCAGAAUCUCAACUUCCUAGAGUCAAACACACCUUCCAGUCGGCAUAAAAAUCAACACACACAACGCACGAACUCACACAUGGACCCAAUCAUCCAUCCAAGCGACCCCUUCACGCACUCACAAGACCCCUCAGCCACACACCCGCACCACAGUCAACAAACGCACUCAAAUCAGACACAAACACCUCUUCAUUUGGGUCACGGGCAAGAGAAACGUGACAGAAGACAACGUGAAACUCCUUUAAUGAAUGAGGAGGAGGAGGAGAGGGGGGAGGAAAAGAUAGGUGAAGAGGAACAGCUGAUGGAGAAGCCUACACGGCGAAGCAGAGAACAGCUGACGAAGGUGGUGAGACAGAAACGAGAGGAGCAACAGGUGGUAGAAGAGCGAGGGCGCCUACGGAGACACUGGGAGGAGGCACAGAAGAGGAAAGAGACGGAACAUGCGACACAGACGACCCAGAAGGAAACGCAGAAAAAGAAAGAGACGCAACAGGGGACAAAGACGACGCAGAACAGGAAAGAAACGAAACCUUUGACACAGAAGACGCAGAGGGAAACGCAGCACACGAAAGAGACGCAACAGAUGACGAAGGCGACGCAGUUAUCGACGCUUACGAAGGAGGAUGCGUCGCGGCUCUUCAUAACGCAGGAGAGUGACAGCAUCACCGUCGGCAACCUGAGCAUGUUCGUCCUCGGCAUGUUCGCCCUCACCGUCGGCGCCGUCGCUCUAGCCUCGCAGUUUCUGAGGGACGACACUGCCAUCCGCCGCGUCGACCACCACACGGCUCACGGCAUCCAGGUUCCCGACUUCGACGAGGUGUUGGCGGUGGUCAAGGGGAGAAGCCUUCGCCUACACCGAUAGAAAAGCAAGAAGGGAGAGGAAGAAGAGUUGACCUGCUGGAAUAAAAGAGAAGAGUGUAGAGGUGUAAUGUUUCUGUGAAGUGGAUGAAGAGAGAGACGGAGGGGUAAAGAAGAGAAGGAGAGAGUACUAUGGAUUAAAGAAGAGUAAGUAGAGAGAAGGAUGGAUGGAAGGAGGAAAGGAAGGAAGAAAGGAUAUAAGGGAGGAAGGAAGGAAGGAAGGAAGGAAGGAAUAAAGAAUGGAAGGAUGGAAGCGAGGAAAGAUGGGAAGAUACGAACGAAUAAAAAAGAAUAAAUGAUAGAAAGAAAAGAAGCAAAGGAUUUAUGUUAGAGAAGUGGAAAGAGGAAAUAAAGAUAAAACAGGACGAGAUGAGAAAGAAGAGACCAAGAUAAUAAAAUAAAUCAAUAAAAAAGAAGGAAGAAAAACGAGGCUUAGAAGAAAACGUAACAAAAAAAGGAACGUUUGGAAAAAGAGAAAAACAGAUAACUAUGGAGGGGAAAAAUAGAAGAGCUGGAGAAAGUUGUAGAGAGAAAAGAAAAAGGAGAUUAUGGAGGGAAAUAAAUGGCAGAGUGAGAAAAUAAAAAGAACACCAAAAAAAAACACAGAAAACUACAGAGCGAAAACACAGAGAAACCAGAAAGGAAAAAACAUAUACACCCACACGUAAGAAGAGAGAAGAGAACAAAGGAAAAACAAGAGGAGAGGAAAAAUAAAAAGAACACACACAAAAACACUACAGAUCGAAAACACAGAGAAACCAGAAAGGAAAAAACAUAUACACCCACACAUAAGAAGAGAGAAGAGAACAAAGGAAAAACAAAAGGAGAGGAAAAAUAAAAAGAACACACACAAAAACACUACAGAUCGAAAACACAGAGAAACCAGAAAGGAAAAAACAUAUACACCCACACAUAAGAAGAGAGAAGAGAACAAAGGAAAAACAAGAGGAGAGGAAAAAUAAAAAGAACACACACAAAAACACUACAGAUCGAAAACACAGAGAAACCAGAGAAGAAAACACACACACACACACACACACACACACACACACACACACACACACACACACACACACACACACACACACACA